Pomacea canaliculata is the source of this 10677-nucleotide messenger RNA. Its product is annotated as scm-like with four MBT domains protein 1. Gene Ontology annotation, biological process: regulation of DNA-templated transcription. The record is from RefSeq and is a predicted model, not a curated record. The transcript is spliced from 17 exons. Lineage: Eukaryota; Metazoa; Mollusca; Gastropoda; Architaenioglossa; Ampullariidae. Gene Ontology annotation, cellular component: nucleus. Gene Ontology annotation, molecular function: protein binding. Bases 497 to 4843 code for a protein of 1448 amino acids.
GUGUUUGUGGCUUGCUCGCUGGCAGGCUGGGGGAGGGGGCAGUCGGGUGUAGGGUGGGUGCAUGGUGCCAGACUGAGUGCAGCUAUGUGGUGUGCUGUUGUUCAUUUGCGAAUGCUUGUGUAGGGGAGAGUCCUUGUGAAGUGACUGUUUUGUGUCUGCGUGUAGGGUGGACCUAUAUCUUUUUAGAGUUGCGUUGGACAGAAAAGAUUGGUUCUCAAGAAAAAGAGAAAGCUGCCUUGAGGGCUUUGUCAGUGUAGCAUUGUGUCUCCCUUCACCCAGUUAACAGCCAUCUUUCCUCAAGGAGGCCUGCAUCUCCUUUACCUUGUGAUGUAUUGAUGGAAGAGUGUGGAGGAGUUUGAAAUUGUGGCAGCAUGGAGACAGCAAGACUGGGAGGCUAAAUUUGUCCUGUGAUUGUCUGUGGACAAGUGAACAAACAACCAGAGCAUUUCUACUGGACUGGCCACUGCACCCUCAUCGUCUGCCACAGUCAGUUAUCAUGUUUGUCAACCACUAUGAGCCCUUUGACAGUGGCACGACUGUGACAUCGGUGUGGACUCUGGACACGGCAGCAGGCUGUCGGAACUUGGAUGACAUGUCCUCCAAUGCCAAGUUCCCUAACAGCAUGGCUUCUGCUAUCUCUCUUGGGCAAGGAGUACCAGUGACCUCUGACCUUUCUGCAACUCCACCAUCUUUGUUGACUUCCCAGCAGGUGACUACAAUGGUCAGCCUCCCACAGAACUUCUGCUUCACCUCACAGCCCACUCAAGUGUCAGCUACAAGCCAGCCUCACUCAGGUCUCAGCGUCACGCUUGGCUUUCCCAUGGCCACAGCACUUAACAGCAGCACGAUACCUCAGCAGUUUGUGCAGUCACUGUCCAUGGGGCAGCAGCCGGCAAUCUGUGCCUCUCUGCCACAGAGCAUAAGUUUUCCAUUGAACCAGGCUCUUUUUACAGUUCCAAAUCCAGCUGGGACCUCAACCGGUCAGUUUCUGUCUACUACCUUCAAUCAGUUCCCUGGCCUAUCUUCGCUCAUCAUGGGUGGCCAGCAGUCUGUCAUCCCAGGGGCUCUGAUGGCCACUUCGACAGCAGGUCCCACACAGAUCCAGACAUUGGGGCCGCUUGGAGCCCAGUCCUUGUCAUUCCCAGUCAGCUCUGGUCCAGUAGUAACUGAGCUGCCCCCAGACCCUCCACAGCCUCAGCAGCAGCAACUGCAGCUGCAGCACCCACAGCAGCAGGAACAGCAGCAGAUGCAGCUUCACCAGGCACCCGGGCAGCAGAUGCAUUUGAUUCAGCAGCCACAACAGCAGGUACAUCAGCAUUCCCAUUAUCAGACCCCAACACAGCAGUUGGCUUUGCUGCAGCAGCAACUAAAGGUGGUUCAGCAACAACAGCAGCAACACCACCAACAACAGCAAGAGAAGAUGUGUCAGCAAAUGGCUAAGCUGCAGCAGCAGCAUCAGCAGCAGCAGCAGCAGCAGCAGCAGCAGCAGCUUCAGCAGCAGCAGCAGCAGCACCAGCCAGUACAGCAGAACCUGAAGGAUGUAGAAAAGCAGGAGGUAACCAAUGAAGAAGCAUUUACGCGUGCAGCCAGCUGUGUGGAGGCAGACUCUGCUGUCAUGGAUGUGUCUGAAACAAGGUCUCCGUUGGCUCAUUGUGCAUCAGCUGCUAAAGAGGAGGCAGUAUCCGAGUCAACAGAUAUCACGGAAACAGAGGCUUCUGUCCUACAACAGGAGACAGCCUCUGAAGUCAAGCAAGAAGCAUUACUGGACAGAAUGGUACAAUCUCCUACAUCACCACCCUUACUAGACAGAAAUGAAUGCAGCAGUAGCCCAAUCAAGAUGCAGGGCAGCAUGGUGGUUAAAGAGGAAUCCUCCUCCUUGGUGGAGAUGGAGGAUGAAAAGCAAGAAGAGACAGGAAAAGAGAUGGAGCUGCUGGGCGAACUCAAGCAAGAAGCUGUAGAGGAUGAGGAGGAAGAGGAGAUGCCUCUUCCAGACAGCACACCGACUGUUGAUGACAUGGAGCACGGUUAUGAGCAGCGGCUGAGCCCUUCUCCCAUGGCAAGCCUUCAACUGACUCGGGCAGACACUACAACUACCACUAGUGUGGCUGCUGCUCAUGUGUCUUCUCUGCUGACAGAAGAUGAAGACAUGGAAAUGAAGCUGCUGGGAAUGCAAGAUUGUAAUCCUGAUGGUGUUCACGUUGAAUAUGAUGAGUCAGAAUUUGUUUGGGAAGAGUACCUUCAGGAGACUGGGGCUUCAGCUGUUCCUCCAACUGCUUUCAAACAUGUUGAAUGCAGUUUAGAAAGCGGCUUUGUCAAGGGCAUGAGAGUUGAGGUGGCCAACAAAUCAGCACCGGGCACAUACUGGGUAGCAUCAAUUAUCAUGACAUGUGGCCCUCUUCUUCGUCUUCGCUAUGAAGGGUAUGAGGAGGAUGGAUCUGCAGACUUCUGGAGUGACCUAUCUGCAUGUGAGAUCCACCCCAUUGGAUGGUGCACUGAAAAUGGACAGGUGUUGCAGCCUCCAGAAGCUCUGAAGGAAAAGCAUGAAGAUUGGCCAGCUGUGCUGAGGGAGUCUUUGAAGAGUGCCCGAACUGUUCCCAGCUAUCUGCUAGAUAUUACUACCGGAACCACACCUGUUGACCAGCUGAAGCAGGGAAUGAGGCUGGAGCUGCAGGAUAGCCACAAACCCAGCCAAGUGUGGUUAGCCCGCAUCAUUGAGAAUGUGGGUGGACGGCUGUACCUGAGGGUGGAAGGAAUGGACAGUGGCAUUGCUGACUUUUGGGCAUUUUACCUCAAUGAAAAUCUUCAUCCUAUUGGCUGGGGCAAGCAGAUGGGGUAUUUUUAUCAUCCUCCACAAGUGCUUUUAAAGCAGGGUCUCUCAGAGGAAGAGAUUAAGCACAUUCUGGAGUCGGCUUUACGAGAAGCCAACGACCAGCAACUUCCUGCAGAUAUUUUUAAAGAUCAAGAAGAGAUUGUACAGCACACAUUCCAGUGUGGGAUGAAGCUAGAAGCUGUCAAUCCCAACAGCCGCAACCAAAUCUGCCCGGCAACGGUAGUAGAGGUGAUCGACAGUCGCUACUUUGUAGUAGAGAUUGAUGACCUGCAGGAAACUGAUGCUGCAAAACGCAUUCAUUUUUGUGGGCAUUCUCGCACACCUACCAUCUUCCCUAUCCAGUGGACAAUAUACAAAGGCAUCAAGCUUACCCCACCCCCAGGUUGGUGUAGAACAGAUUUCAGCUGGACAGAGUACCUGGCACAUUGCAGAGCGAUGGCUGCACCUGAAACGUGCUUUGACUUGCGAACAGAGGAGCAUGAAUUUGAACGUGGGAUGAAGUUAGAAGCAGUCAACCCUCACAAUCCCAACCAGAUCUGUGCUGCCACUAUCACUAAAAUUGUUGACCACCUCAUGUGGGUCCAUCUUGACAGCUCCACACGAAUUGUGGCCUCACAUGUGGAGCAUAUUUCUUCACACAACCUUUUCCCUGUUGGUUGGUGUGAAAGCAAUGGGUAUCAGCUUCGACCCCCACGCAAAACAGGAAUUCGACCAGGAAUGGGCUCACCAUGCAAAAGAGUAGCUGUGGUACAACCAGAAAUGGCUGAUGGCCUGCCUGGAAAAGAGGAGGAGAAUGAGGGUCGCACCUACUGUCCCAAAAUAUACUUCAACCACCGAUGUUUUUCGGGUCCCUACCUGAGCAAAGGCCGAAUUGCCGAGUUGCCACAGAGUGUGGGGCCUGGGCCCUUGCAGCUGGUGAUGAAGGAGGUGCUGACUAUGUUGAUCAGUGUGGCCUACAAAUCAUGCCGAGUCCUGAGAGAGAUACAGCUGGAUGGGCCACCAAACCCUGCCAUGCAUCAACAGAUCCUGCGGGCCAAAUAUAAAAGCAAAAGCUACUGUGCUGUGGUGGAGAUCUGCCGAACAACUGCCCAGCUAGAAGAUUUUUGUCGCCAGGUGUGCAUCAAGCUGGAAUGCUGUCCAAACUUGAUUUCACCGCAUUUUGUGGGCAGCAAUUGUCCAGAAAACUGCUCCCAGCUCACCAAAACAAAAUACACCUAUUACUAUGGGAAGAAGAAACGAAAGAUUGGUAGACCUCCUGGGGGUCAUACCAACUUAGAAAAUGGCCCCAAAAAGGCUACAAAGCGCAGGAAAAGGCGGCGUAUUGGUCAGCUGGUGCCACGCAAGUCCCACUCCAUACAUGAUGAAGAGGAGGAGGAGGAUGAGGGGAUGGAAGAGGACAAAGCAAGCAUUGCCAGUGACACCCACACUGUCGACAGCAGCAGCACAGGUGCCUCCCGUGAUGACUUCAACCCCGAUACCACAGUUGCAACAGGCAAGACAGCCAUGUCGAAGCGGCUGAAGCGCAAGUACACUCAUCACAUCCCACCACCAUCAGAAAUUCGAACCCGUGGGGCCAAACUUCCUCGCUACAGUUUUGAGCGGCGCACUCAUAAGAAAAUACUCCUAUCCCAGCCAUCCCAGAGCAUCUCAGGGCUCCGAAGUAAAUCCUUGCAAUUCCACCAGCCUUCUAUGACAAGUAGUCCGCCAGCAUCAGAAACAAGCAUAUCCCGCCCACGAGCAGCCACACCUCUUCUUCUGGACAAGAAUCCACUUCAGUGGACCGUCAGCGACACAGUGGAAUUUAUUCAAACCACUGACUGCAGCCAUGUGGCUAAGGUCUUCCGAGAACAGGAAAUUGAUGGGCAGGCACUGUUGCUACUGACUCUUCCGACAGUACAGGAGCACUUGGAGCUGAAGCUGGGUCCUGCCAUCAAGCUGUGUCAUCAAAUAGAGCGUGUCAAGCGAGCAUUUUACGAACAGUAUGCUACCAGCCAGCCAAGGUCCCACCGCUGAGCAGUGUAUUUUCAGGAAUACCCAUCCUUAUGAGCUUUUGGUACUCAGAAAAGAAUGCUGCUUAUGGCUAUAUUUAUGGCAGCAGGAAAAAUGCCGAGGUGAUGCUUGAAGUGGGUGCUCUGACUAAAGGGAGAAUUCAGAGACGGCAUCUCUUACCAUCCUUAAGUUCAAGAUUAGACCUCCAGGUGCAUAAGAUGGAUAAGACUUGGCACUGACAAGUAUUUAAGCAUGCUGGUAUUUGUGCAACGGCUCUUCCCACAUAGACUUUGGAAAGAGUGAUGCGUGUGCUUGUGUGACUGCAAUUAUUCAUGAAGUGAUACAAAUGUGUGUUGAAAGCAAAGUGGCCUGUUUUAAACAGAUUUUUGAAGGCGUCUUCAGUCUUCACGUGAAUAAAUGUCCUGGUUUAUUUGUUUGAGGGUGCAAUCAGUAAUAUCUGAGAGAUAUCUUUGGGUUCUGUUUGAGCAAGCACAAUGGCUUAACCAACAAAUUGAGGAGGAUAAAAGACUCGACAUAGACAUUCCAGAAAUGAACUAAAUUCAGAGUAUUUUUCUUGCGGAAUUUCUGUGCAGGAUUCUGACCUGGUCAUGUGCAUGUAACAGUUUUGUCUGUGUUUCACCAAAGAUGUUGAUAAAAAAGUGGUAUUACAAACAAUACCACAUAAAUUUUGCAACAGGGCCUAGACAUGUGAUAGCUAUUUUCUGCUAUAUACAGAAACAUAAAAAGGAGGAAAACUGGAAAUAGCCUUAUUUAUUUAUUUUUUUUUUAUUGCUUUGAGUAUGUAUGUUGACCUUUGGAUAGCAACAUCAUAAAUGUCAUGAGAAUGUAGUAAGUUAUCAUUCCUGCUUCUGCCACGUGUGCAGUUUAAGUACGCUUUGCACCUUUGCAUUUUCCGUUCUACACAAACACUGAUCCUGCUUACUUAAAUUAAGCAGUUUGAGUGGCCUCAGGGGCCUGGGGGCAUAGAUGGAAACAGUCCGAGAAAAGGUGGAAGACAGAACUUCAGAAUCCAUGUCUUCAGCGUUUGAGAAAAUCAGUUUAUCCUGCUUUAUGCAUCUUAGUUUUAUAUUAAGUUGAGGACUCUGUCCUCCCAGUCCCUCUUUCUCCCUCCCCUUGCAUUAGAAUAUAGGUACAUUAUCAUCAAAUAUCUCCAUGAUUUUUAUUCUUUGAAAUAUUCUGGAAGUCAGUUGUUACAUAGUAUCAAGAAAGCUUACCUCACCUUUUUUGUGUACUUGCAUGCCCAGUAAGCAGGACUUGCCAGUGGGAAGUUCAGCUUCAGGCCAGAUCACCAUAUUUAAUAAAACUAGCACUGGCAUUUAUUUUCCCUUAUCACUAGCUAUCGUAACAAGAUCAAGACAUGGAUGAGUACUUUUUUUGCCAGCUGCAGUUUUGGUGAUGGAAGUUGAUGUUGCUAUUAACAAACUAAAUUAUGAGAUUUUAAAACACUGCCACAGACAAGGAUUUUUAAGUAUGUGUGUGUGUGUGGCGGGGGGGAACAGGUGGGUGUGUAAGAAGUGUGUUACAAGUGUUUUUAAGUACUUGAAUAUGCUGCAGCAUUCAAAACAUUCAAAUAUUUGCAGCAUUGUGCUUAUAUUUUUGCCUGGAUGUUCUUGAGAAGGAUGUGAUUUAAACAGUGUAAAAUAUUCUGUGUUGAUCUGAUGUUGCUGUUAUGUGAGAUGUUUCCUCACAAACUGACAUUAUUUUUCCAUGUUGCCAAUGAGGUAAACCUUAACAUCACUGCCAAAAUAAGUGUAUUUUAAUGACAGGGUGUGAGAAAUAGGUCCAUUGUUGUUUGUUCUUUUGACUGUGCAUGUACAUUUGAGAUAGAUAAGAUUAGAAAAACAUUUCCAUUAAAAAUAUACACAUGCAUAUCAAGGAUAUGAGCUGAUGUUGCAGAAUCUCAGGGUCUUUUGGCGGGGUCAUGAAGCCAUGACUCCAUUUUCAUCACAAAAGUUUACUUAUGCGAACAUAUCUGCACCAGCAUUGAUUCCACUCUCUGACUACCAAAAGAAAGAGGUGUAUGGGUUGAACUCAGGUGCAUCUAUCAGCAACAAAAGUCUUAGUUCAAUACCUGUAUCAGAUGUCCACAUUUUGAAAAAAAUGGCGUGAUGCUUAAGAAGACUCAAAUCAGCAGCUCAUUUGUCAAGAAUAGAAGAGGAUGUUUCCUUCUAACAAGCUUUCCUAUUCCCUCCCGCCUCCUGGGGACACUUGCUACCAUUGUCGUGAUCAUUCUUCAUUGCUUUGUCACGCAAAAUAUGUUCAUUUUGUAAUGUCCCUGCUACAUUCAUGAAGUAGAAGUCUACAAGUUUGCUUUAGCACUUUCGAAAAUUUUGCGUAAUCAGGACAAACAGCAAUACUUCAUGUAUUGAUUGAAGGAAUAAUAAUUUUGAUGGGGUACGUUAUCAUUGAAAUCUCUUAAAACUCAUAACAAUCUGGGGAUUUAUAUGUGCUUGCAUCUUUGCAUGAGUGUACACAAACACUGAACAGAAUUCAGUUGUUUUUUUUCUUUGAGCAGAUUUUGCUCAAGAUGCAGAGGCUGAGUGGAGCAUUCUUGUUUAUGGUUGUGGGUAUACCCUGGGUAUCAAUAUGAUAAUGCUUUAUUCCCCCCUUUGAAUACAAAGCAACUCUGUACAUGAGUUCACAUAUAUGGACUUGUAGAUUGUGAACCACUUUAUUAUGGACACAUCUAAGCAUAAAGAAAUGUAUGCAUGCACAAAAAAGACAACCAAAAAUCCUGCCCCUCCCCCGCCUUUGAUGAGCAAAUUAAUAAUCAGUGCCCUAUAGUAGCUUCAGUAGACAAGAUUGUUACUUGUAGGUGUAGUAAGUGUCAUCAUUAUAGUCAUUUUGCCAUUCCAGUGAGCAUUGUUUGACUGCAGCUUUUAGUAUAUUGCUAUCUGUGCUAGGUGUUCAGUCACAUGUUAGUGGUGUGUUUGUAAAACACUUGCUUUUGUCAUCAGCUAUUUUGUUACAAAGGACUGAGUCUGUAACUGUGUGCACAUUUAUGCUGCAGAAAUUAGAGAUUUUUGUGUUCAGAUAGAUAAGAGAGAUAAGAGACUAGAAACUGACCUCCCCACUGAAGAUUGUUGAAAAUGGCAACUUGUUCCUUAUUAAUGUUACAUGGUGCUUUAAUCUUAAUAAUACUAAUUAUUAUUAUAAUAUUUGUUUAAAGCAUGUUUCCUUUGUUAAAAAGCUGUAACUUUGGUAGUAGUGAUUGUAAAAUUUUACAAUCGAAUCUUCAUUGUGACAAGACUAUUUUUACUCCCUUACAGCUUAAUGGCCAACUCAAGUGCAAAAUAAUUUUCAGAUGUGUGUAUAAUAAUAAGAAGCAAACCCUUAAAAUCAGAGCAAAAUACUGUUCACAAGAUCCAGUCUCACCUGGAUCAUGGAAACAAGACCUUACCUCCCACAGUGUAACAAAAGCAGACUAACUAGAUAAUGCCUUAGCGCUCUGUUGUCUGUCCUCUUCAUUGACAUUGCAAUCAGGUCAGUCCAUGAGUAUGUGCUUUUAAAAAAAAUUCCAAAUUUUUUGGGGGGAAAUUUAAAGAUGAUGCUGUGUCCUGUUUACCUGAAUGUUGUGACCAUAAUUUCAGGUUUGGCUCAGGAUGAGAUUUAAUUAUUUUUUGUUGUUGUUGAGAAGUGCCCAGAAUCAUAAAACAAGAGAACAUGGCCCUACUGUGAGGCCUGUCAUGUUUGUACCAGUUUGUUUCACAGUAUUUGUCAACUGGGGAGAUCUAACUUCUGUUUAGUCUGUAAGGCGGCUGAAAGUUGAUGAAUUUGUGCUGGGAGUGUUUAGUGUAUACAAAUAUAAAAAUAUAAAAUGUUGCACAGUUAAGACAUAUUUGAUUUGCAUGUAACAAAUGAUGCAAGACUGUCUCAUUUUGCUGUCGAUGCAAAGAUGAUGUCAUUGAUUAGCUUAUUUGCAGAAGGGAAUCCAGUUUCACUGGGCUGUAUUUGAAUUUUAGAUUAACGUCACAUUAUUUUAUACAUCUUUCAAAAUUGCUAAUAAAGCUAAACUGUUUUUCUAAAGAAAACUGAUUAGUCUAAUAUGAUUUUUUUUUCACAUUCAGCAAUACAGUGACACUAACUUGUCAUUCUGAGCAGUGAAUGUGGAAUGUAAUGCCACACUAGCAACUUAGCUGAUACUAGAGUGAUAACAUUAAGGCAGCAACAUGGUACAAAUUCUAGCCAUGUGCAUGCGUGUAGGAACAAUGUUUAGUGGGAAAAACAAUAUUGAUAGCUAUUUCUUUGUGGAAUAUUUUAAAACAAAUUCUUGCCAGCAACAACUGCACAUAACUCCUUAAAAUUCUGCCACUUUUUAAAACCCAAGUUAUUUUUGUAAAGCUCAUAAGAUGGUGACAUUUGUUUUUAUUAUUGUAAACUUUUUUUCUUUUAACAUGAAACUUUAGAGAUUUUUAUGAUGUUAAUAUCCAUGUCAUGGACUGCAUGUUCUUUAGCAUUGUGAUGUUUUUACAGGUCACUCCAGGUUGAUUUGUGUCACUAUGACUUAACAGACAUUGAUACACUAGCCCUUUUUAAAAAUCCUUAUAAUUUGAGAAGUUUUAUCAAAAGGGUUAUGAUGUUUCCACACGCAUAUAUAUAUACAAUUUCUUUUUAUAAAAAUAUAUUUUGUCACAUAGAAUUUGCCAUAAUUGUUUCAAGAUUAUCUGAUUUUAGCAGUUUAGUAUUAGUACACAAUAUGGACAAAGAGCAGGUGUAGUGUUGUAAGAGAAAACUGCAGCUCUGCACAUCUGAGAUGUGUAGGAACUUUGAGGAUUUGGGGAGAUUUUGUAGUUACCUGCAACAAUCCACUGAACAAAUGAUCUUAUAAUGGAUCCUCGCUUUCAUUGCAAUAUCCCUGACAAUGAAGAUGCUGAUAGACUGGCAGGAGGGAGGAAGGCUGGUCCAAGAGUCUCCCCAGGCUAAGACAAUACAACCAAUCACUAAUUUGGUGAGCAGCAGAGAACAUAAAAAUGACCAAAGAAUUAAGGUUUUGCUAAAGUGCUCCAUCAUUUGUACAUCACAACAGGGCCAACUGCAGUGUGCUUUUCAUGGCAGUGCAAAAUUUGCAGUCUUUGCAAGCAGAAUUACUCUACCUGGAUACAAAUGUUCCUUACCAAAUAUUCUGCUGAAUUGGCAAUACCCUCACUGCCACAUGUGCAUUAUAAUAGCAUGGUUGAAGUAAAUGGCAUCCUACAGGGGAAAAACAAGUUCUUGGGUUUUUGUUUUUUUUCAAUGUCCCAAAUAAAUGGCUUUCUAAUUAAUUCCAGACAACUGGUAUGUUGAAUGUGUACCACAUUUGUGUCCAGUGUUUAAAUCUUAUUCAUUAAUGUCUAGGGAGACUGUUUCUGAAUGUUAGAAAGUAGUCUGUUAAGUGCGUCAAAAUAUUUCAUGGAUAUUAUAAAAAGGCAUUUACAUUGCCUUAGUUUGACUGACUGCUGAAGCAGUGGUGAAAUAUUUUCAUGCCUUUCAGUUUCUAGCCAACUGCCCUUCAUGUCUCAGGUGAAACUGGAAAUUAAAAAAAAUUUGUAAGAACUUUAAUGUCAGGUGAUUACAAGCCAUGUUCCUUCUGGGGAUGUACACUUUUAGCUUUCACUGAAGCUCACGAAAUAAUUCAUAUGAAAUCAGUUGUCCUUGUUAUACUUUGCAAGCAUUUUGGAAUCAACGAGGUGUACAGCAUUCGUUCAUGAGUGUGAAGCUUAAGUGUGAAUUUGCCCGGUAGUGUUUGUACCAACAGGCACUUAAAUUAUCUUUUGUCUCAUCAGAAUUUGCAUUUUCUGCUGAUUGGACUGUCAGACUGGUAUCCGUUUCUGUGCCGUGAACAAGGCUGUGGAAAACUC